Molecule: messenger RNA, 484 nt
Organism: Tricharina praecox
Lineage: Eukaryota; Fungi; Ascomycota; Pezizomycetes; Pezizales; Pyronemataceae
Exons: 1
Source: RefSeq, a predicted model, not a curated record
CUAUGGCGAACCAACACACUCCUUGUUAGGACCCCGUUACCAGCUAGCACGAUGUGGCGCCGCUGCCUACCAAAGAAAACAAAUGAAAUCGCACCACGACAAUUUUACCGCCAUCCUCAUCUCCUGCUUCCUCGCGCCGGCCACAGGGCCUGGAGGGUCGGCAGCUUCCCACCUCCCUGCCAGGCUCCGUUCACGAGUGAGAUUCCAAGACUCCGGCAUGAGGCAUCAUUCGCUAUGUACUCCUACCUUCUUCCUUCUCUUUCUGCUAGAAGCCAUUGGCCUUCAGGCUUCAGAUGCAUCUCCUGCUUUUGCCAUUCUGCUUCGUAAUGGGGCUAUGUAGAGUAGGUACCGGUAUUCUCACCGGUGUGAAUCCCCCCUCAAACACGCCGGGACUGAGCCGGGGCUGCGCCGGGACCGGCCGGCGGCGGCCGCCCCACUACUGCUAUGCUGUACUAUGAUGUACUAUAUCUCCACCCCACCCCGC